AUGUCUGCCAUUGGCACGAAUUCGGUUUCAGGAGCGGCUUUGAGCUCCAUGCGCGCAAAGGCCUCUGAUGCUGUUGCCUCGCUUGCUGGCGUCUUUCCAACUCAGCAUAUACCUAACUCUCAUGGGCACGCAUAUAGCGUCAAUCUUGCCCAGACUCAACCGGGUGCUCAGACAACCUACCAUAUGGCUCCGGCUCAGCACCAAGCUCAUCCAAAUCAGCACCAUUUAACUGUACAGCACCAGCACCAAGCUUCCCAACACCAACAAAAUGUCGCACAACAGCAGCAACAGGUGGCUGCGGAUCACUUCUUCCAACAAUUGCAACAAACUGCCACAGCUGCUGCCGCACUUCCAAAUGUUCUUUCUCCAUAUGAUCAUCAUAACCAGUCUCCUUAUAUUGGUCAACUAAUGUACUUUCCAUAUCCAUCUGCGGCAGCUGCUGCCAACAGCCUUUUCACUAAUAGUCCUUCUACGACUGAGCAUCAAGUUCAUCAACAAUCUCAAACGAUUUCUGCUGUUGCAAAUUCCGCUGCUUUGUCUGCAGUAACUUCUCAGGCCACCGUUGUUGUAGCACCGGCCUCAGCUACAUUGCAUCAGCAUCAGCAAAAUGGUAUGGCACCUGCCGGUUCUGCUGUUUCUGCCGCUACUCUGGCUCCCCUCUUAACAUCGGCAGCCAAUCUUUAUCCCCAACAUACUAAUGUGAAUACCAAUUGUACACAAUCAUCUCUACAACCCCAAGGCCAAACAUCUAAUAUCCAACCUCAACAAAUAUCUGUACAGUCGGUUACAUCUUCUGGUAAUGCCAUCACGACCUUAGCAAGUUCCAUAGGUGCUAGUUUAGGAGGAACUACGUUAUGCACUAAUUCUAUACUAAAUGCUUCUGCAGCUACGAUUGCUGAUCUUGAUAAACUUUUGCCUGCUGUACCAAAGCUUGAGGCUACGACUGCUGUCUUAUCAAGUGAUGGUGGUCCGCUUAAUGGUGGCCAAUUGAUCACACCUCCCGCAAAAAGAGAUAAUAACGGGACCGGGCAGUUUAUCUGUGGUGUCUGUGGUCGCGAGUUUGGAAUGAGAUGUAGACUAAUUGCGCACACUCGGAGGCACACUGGAGAACGUCCAUUCCCCUGCGUCGAAUGUGGUCGUGCAUUUUCUGAUAGAGGAAACUUACAGCGCCAUCGUUAUACUCAUUCUUCUAAUCCUAGGUUCCAUUGUAAUGUGUGCGGAAAGGCUUUUCGGCAGGUGGGUUGGAUUUUGCUUCGGCUGAUAUUUUCCUUAAUAUACAAUUUUCAGGCCUCUUGCCUUUCGAAUCAUCGACGAUUCCACUGUGCUGGUGCCUCCGGACGUCCUUGCCCCUUUUGCGCUCGGUCCUUCCGCUCUUCCUCUAGUCUUCAAAUGCACAUUCGUUGGAAGCAUCGCGCUGAUGCCGCAGCAGCUAUUGCCGCUGCCACUGCCGUCGCUGUAAUUGGGGGCGCAGGUGCCACUGGUGCCUCCGUUGAUUCCAACGUUGGGAUCAGGAUUAAUGGAUCUAGCUUGAUCUCAGGCAAUGAAAAUGUACUCGGGGGCGGAAUAACUUCUGGCAAUAUUGGGAUGAGUAUAGGUGUGUACCACAAUCAGCUCGGACUUAUUUUUAUUUAA
Molecule: messenger RNA, 1632 nt
Organism: Protopolystoma xenopodis
Lineage: Eukaryota; Metazoa; Platyhelminthes; Monogenea; Polystomatidea; Polystomatidae
Source: the annotation of a GenBank genome assembly